Bemisia tabaci is the source of this 1735-nucleotide messenger RNA. Lineage: Eukaryota; Metazoa; Arthropoda; Insecta; Hemiptera; Aleyrodidae. The record is from RefSeq and is a predicted model, not a curated record.
AAAAUCAAUCAUACAUCGAUGGCCAAAGUUUGAAAGCACAUAUGUCUGUUUAUGAUGUUGCAGAUUACCGAUCACACUUGAUUAUUUUCUCUUCGGAAAAAUAAUGUAAUCUUUUGAAGUUCCUAGAUUUUUCUUCCUUAUUAGUGGAGUAUUCUAUGAAUUUCAAACCAACAUACUUACCUUCGAAAAAAUAAAAUAAAAACGGGAAUUUUGAAACAUUGCAAUAGGGACACGUGGUUUUGCCCUUUUGCCGAAUCUGCCAAAAAGGUUUCUCGAUGAGACAUUCUUCAUGGAGGCCGGAAGGGUGGAGUGGGUUCGGAGGUAGAAAAUUCCUAGAAAUAGAUGAAAAUGGUCUUUUUUGAGAGAAAUUUUACAUCAAGCAGGUCCAGGCCCCCUAAACCUCUUAAACUACCCGUCUGCAUACUGCAAAUGCGGCCCAACGAUUUUAAAACCGGGUGGUUGGUGAAGGUUUACGCUAGGUACGUAAGGUUAGGUUGUAUUAUUAUUGUCUAUUUGUGGAAAUACUCGUGUCAUCAAAAAAUAUAUUUUAUUUCUAACAGCUCUGGAGCUACCGCAAAUAAAAGCCUGUAAGUGAAAAUUUUGACAGAGAAUUGGAUUGAUAUUCAUCAUAAAAAAUGGAGAAGCUCCUUGUUGCUGUUUUGUGUUUCAUUGGUCUAACAAUAUGUGGUCACCUAAACCGACCAAUGACACGAUCGAAGGUAAAAACCAUGUCAAAGCACCACGAUGUCGUUCCAGAAAUAAUUGAUGAGUCGGAGAAUUUUGAUCGACUUGUCGGAUCAUUAAGUCGCGUAUUCGGAAUCAAGAAUAAGGAAAACACUUUGAGAGAGGAAAGGAGAGAUAGUUUCAUGAAUACUCCUCAGGUAGUGUCCCCAUCUUCAUCAUCAGGAAGCAGCGCUGCAGCAUCCUAUUUCUCGUCACAGCGGCCUGAGUCACCACAAUCUGUAGUUGCUGUAGCAACGGUCAAAAGGAAAACUCGCCCACAGAGACAUCGUAGAGUCAAGUCUAUCGGUGAUAUUGACUCAAUUUUAGUUACGCCUGUGUAAGGCACGAGUUUUUAAUCAGAUUUGUUCUUUCCCAUGACUUCAGAAUCCCUAGUCUUAGGUUUUUACGAAAGUUUUACUUUUCUCUUUUUAUCUUGCGAGAUCUCAAAAUUAUUUGUAAUUUAAACUGUGUAACUAUUUUUCCAAAGUGAAGAAUAGUAUAAGUUAUUUUAAGGUGUAUGAAUAAUCUUAUUUUUGCAGCUGCAUUUACAAUGAAUAGAGGAACAAAAGGGAUAUUUUUUAUGAAAAGCGCAUCAUUGUGCUCAAUCAAAAACUCCAAAAACUUGUGUGAAAUAAUUUUUUACUGGUAUUGUUGGUUCUCCUCUCGUUUAUUUUUUACCAUACACUGCCUGUUUUUGUUUGUUUUUUCUUCUGUUAAUGUCUUUCAUGUUCAUUCAAUUUAUUAUUUACACAUUUUCUUUUGUUAUUUUUUCUGCAUACCUCACAAAGCAUCGAGAAAACUGAUUAAUUACCGUUUCUCAGUUCUUUUAUUACAAAUAUUGGUUUUUUUUUCCUCUUCAUUUAUUAGAGAAAUGCUAGGACAAAAAAUUGCAACUAUACAAUAUCUAUUUAAAUAGCCAUUAAAUGAAUCUACGCUCUAAGUUUUUUGUGCUCUGAUUGUUAUCGUAUCAAAGACUCAGAACUUGAGACUGCCCUACUUUGUUUUUAGAAAA